GGAAACAUUUUUAGCGAUUUCUGGCCGAGGUUAACUCUAAAAAUCUUUAAAUGGCAUCACUCGUUUGGAUUUAUCUGACCGUAAUACAAACAUCGAUCCUUUUGCUUCUGACGCGUCCGCCCACGAUAUGCGUAAAAUCCAUGGGCCGCCGAUAGAUGGCUCCAUGUAAAUUCAAAUCAAAUUUUAAUUCGCGCGAUAUUCACCAAACAUCAACCGCUACAAGAGAUUAGAAAAUUAAAUUCCGAUCUGUCGCGUUCGAGCAAUCCGUCAUAUAAUUUACACCAUUGAGCUUUCUCGUGCCUCCCACCCCCGGCGGUGGCGGCGAGUCGAUAGGAGGCCGCCUCCGCCGCGACACCGCGCCGCCGCCUCUCAAAAUCGCCGCCGUCGACCGCCGUGUAAGAAGCAAUCAAUAUGCUCGUCGGGAUCGCGAUUUAACAAACUGCUCCUCGAAGAGGUUCUGCAGGUAUACUAGGUGGUUUUUCCGCAACCACUUUCGCGGCGUUGGUAAUCGUCUUGUAUUGGGUGCGGAUGAGUUCCUCGUCACGGUAAAACCAGAACCCGCAGUGGGUGUGUAUGGUUGAAGACGACGUAGCCAUAACUGGGAGAGAUGCAACCUCCUCCGAGGAAGGGAAAUUAUGCGAAGUUCCUGAAGAAUCUCCACUCGGAACAGAUUAACAAGUUAAUUUUGAAGAACCAACACGAGUGCGAUUUGCUGGAGGACAUCAGGACGUAUACGCUGAAAAAGUCGGCCAUCGAAAAAUCUUAUUCAGAAGCGCUGCUCAAAAUCUCGUCGGCGUACCUGAACAAGAAGAUUCCGAAUAUUCCCGACAUCAAGUUAGAGGGAGGUGAGGAGAAAUGGAACAUGUGGAACGUGUGGCGUACCGUGUUGGAAGAAAACGAGAAACUGGCGAGGGCGAGACUGGCCGCCGUGGAAGUUUUCCAGCAGCAGAUUGCGGACGAUGCCAAGGUGCUGCGGGCGCACAAAAUGCAAAUGGCAAAAAAGGUGGCCGACCAGCUGGCGCUGGUACAGAAAGAGCUGCAGACUUGCGUGCAGGACCUGGACAAGACGAAAAAGUUUUACUUCGACGAAGAGCACACCGCGCACGAUGUUAGAGAUAAAGCGCGAGACAUCGAGGAGAAGUUGAAGAAGAAGAAAGGAUCGUUUUUCCAGUCGAUCACGUCGUUACAGAAGAACAGCGCCAAGUUCACCACGAAACGGGAUCAGCUGGAUGAAAAGUCGACCGGUGCCAGAAACGAUUAUCUCUUGUGUUUAGCUGCCGCGAACGCUCAUCAGACUAGGUACUUCGUCAUAGAUUUGCAAUUGGGCAUGACCGCGAUGGAGAGCGGAGUCUACGACAAAGUGGCGGAAUACAUCUCUCUCUUAGGUCGUACCGAAUUGCUCACUUGCUCGGCGAUGCAAAACUCCUUCACGACGAUCCGGGACCAGGCGAAACAACUCACCAGGGAGUACAACCUGCAAUGUUGUUACUUGUACUAUCCGGUACUGAAGCAGCACAUACAGUACGAGUUUGAACCGUGUGACAACGACCCCGUAGACCACGUGACCGCGGAGCACGAGUCCGCCGCCGCGACCCUGAGCAAAGAGGCGCGAAGGUGGGCGACGAAGAUUGCCAGGGAAAACAACAACGUCAAGGAGUACGUCAGGAAGCUCCAGUUGUACAACGCGUUAAGGGAGAGCGGACAGAAGACCGAUCCCAACGAUCCGAACGGACCUGACUUGGAGACCAAGAUGGAGGAACUAAAGCAAAACAUCAGACGAUCAGAAACGGCCAAAGCUAAAGCUGAGGCGCGUAUAGAAUACCUCAGAAAAGGCGGCGUCAACGUCGACGAAUGGCUCCAGGAAGCGGAAUCGCUCAACGUUCAGGACAUACAGAGAUCCACUAGCUCGUUGUCAGAUCAUCCAAGUUCGGAUUCGUUCUAUGACAGCGAUUUCGCGGACGGUGAGCAACCCGCUGCGCAGACGGAAGCGAAGACGGACCGCGACCUGGAGGACAACCUGCCGGACCAAUUCGAAACCGCUGAGGUCGACGGUGAGUGGGCUGUGCUAGAGCAAGAACGACAAAGGAUAGAACAGCUGACGGCGGGCUGGGACGAUCCUACCCAGGUAGACUGGGGCGCGGAAGAGUCGGCAGAGGUCGCCGCCGACGGUUUCGCGCUCGAAGGGGGUGUUCAGUCCAGCGGACCUCUGUUGAAAUGUACAGCUUUAUAUUCAUAUACGGCUCAAAAUCCCGACGAACUGACGAUUGUCGAGAACGAACAGCUCGAAGUGGUAGGCGAGGGCGACGGGGACGGGUGGCUGCGGGCACGCAACUACCGCGGCGAAGAGGGUUACGUGCCCCACAAUUACCUCGACAUCGAACGCGAACAGUCGGCUACCACCCCCGGUCUUCAAACGCAGAUAUCCUUCUCAUCGGUCGAUUAUACGAUCGACAAUGAAGAGGAGGUCCAGCCGCAGACGGAAACCACCCAAUCGCCCGAACAGGUGUCUGUAAUUUCGAUGCCUAUUCAACAUAAAUCUGGCGACGUUGCUGUAUCAUACUGCGUCGCACUAUACGACUAUGAGGGCGAGGGUGGCGAAGAGCUCACCUUCGAGGAAGGUCAGAUCAUCAAGGUGCUCAGCAAGUGCGCGCACAGUAUAGACGACGGAUGGUGGCAGGGUGAACUUGAGGGUCAAAUCGGCAACUUCCCGUCGCUCGUGGUGGAAGAAUGCGACGAAUUCGGCGAGCCGCUGACGAACCAGUGGGACGAGACACCGCCACCAUCCGCUCCGCCGGUUUUCACUCCGCCAGAGAUUCCCAGGUACUUAAGGGAUGAAGACGAAGACGUGGAAGUUGACGAAGUCGUAUCCGCCGAACCGCCUCGGGUACCCGUGCCGAUCUUAAAUACGGAAGAACCGAAUUUACCUGAAGAAGAACCGAAAAACGAGACAGACGUCACGAAACAGGCGAACUUCUCCAUGGCUCUGACUAGGCACCGACACCAGCAGUAUGGAAGCCAGUUCGACGAGGGCCAAGACAUUCCGGUAAUCGGAGUGCCCACCCUCGAAAUUAGCGACGAGGAGGACGUCGAAAUAAAGGAAGACCAACAGCCUAGCGACGGGGGUGACGAUUUCGGGUUGGGCGUGGCCCAGAUCGUCAUAACGGCCGCUACACCAAUGACGGAGGAGCCCGACCAUCCGUUCCCGCCGCCGGACGAAGACGCUACGGUUAAUCAUAGCGAGGGCGGCGACGACGAGCCGGAGAUCGAGGAGGCUGUAGAUGACGUGGAACAUGACGUGGUCGGCAGGCACGGGUCUGUCCAGAUCACCGAACUGAAGGACACCGUCAACGACGUCAUCCCAGAAGAGGACGAGCCAACGGAAGCCGACGAAGAACAACCCCCCUUGGCGGUGAGCAGCAGCACCGGAAGUGACGGUGAGACCACCGGCCCGAGUACGGCUGAAAAUUCGGUCAGCCACGGACCGCCGCCGCCGCCCCCGACUGACGUGGAUCCGCCGAAGCAGGUGGUCGGCGGUCGGGCAAGCAUCCCCGACGAGCUGGAGCCGCACCAGUUGGCCAGACUGCAGGAUUUGAAGGAAUCGAACGCUUAAGACGCCGCCAUGGAAAUUGCGGGAGAGGGGUGGCGAUAACGUGCUUUUUAAUUAUCACCAAAACGAAUGACGGUGACCAAGCAAAUAUUUUUAUAACGCGGUGAAAAUUUGGAAAUCAAAUUUCACAAAAUUGCGUAAACAGUUGCAGAUAUAUUGUUUAAAUGGCGAAGGACCUUUGAAAUGUUUCCGAAAAUUAUUAAAAAUUUUACCAGCGGAUACAAAAAUUCGGCUCUUGAAAUUCGACAUCCUGUUAAAAAGACUUAUAAAUCGAGGGAAUUGGACCACAUUUUCACGAUUCUAAUAAUAAGAUUUUCUCGCUGGUACAAAGAAUGGCGAUCGUUAGUUAUGUUAGAGGCGUUUUGUGGAAUGCUCGUAGUUGGGGCACAGAAUAAAAGUCGCAUAUUCUGGGCUUUGAGUGUUAGCGUAUAAAUAUUUCGGCAGAUUAUAAGUAAUUAAGAUGUUCGGUUCAUGGGUAGAGAAAAAAAAUAUUCUAAUGCAAAGGAGACCCGAGAAGUUCUCAAUGUUUACGAACAUUGACUCCCAUGGCAAUUGAUUUGAGAGUGUGUAAACAUUCUUUUAGCUUAGCGGGUCUCCUAUUGCCAAUAGGUAAAGUUACAUGGAGAUAUACCGCGACCCAACUAAUUUUUAGGGACAUUGUGGCUACAGUUAAUUUAGAAAAAGUUAUUAAUUUUAUUACGCCGUUUUUAGAAAAUACAGAAUAUUUAUGAAAAUAUUCAGUAGUAAAGCAUAGACAAAAAUGGCAAUUUGAAAUUAGUUUGAAGCCGUGUGUUUAAAUAAAGCCGAAAUUCUUUUUUAAAUUAGUAUGGGCACGACAAUAAAAAAAUUACAUUGACUCCCAUGGCAAUUGAUUUGAGAGUGUGUAAACAUUCUUUUAGCUUAGCGGGUCUCCUAUUGCCAAUAGGUAAAGUUACAUGGAGAUAUACCGCGACCCAACUAAUUUUUAGGGACAUUGUGGCUACAAUUAAUUUAGAAAAAGUUAUUAAUUUUAUUACGCCGUUUUUAGAAAAUACAGAAUAUUUAUGAAAAUAUUCAGUAGUAAAGCAUAGACAAAAAUGGCAAUUUGAAAUUAGUUUGAAGCCGUGUGUUUAAAUAAAGCCGAAAUUCUUUUUUAAAUUAGUAUGGGCACGACAAUAAAAAAAAAGAGCUGUAACAACAGAAAAACCAAAUUUCAAUAAGUAAGUAAGUAAGACAGAGCCUAAAAUAUAUUAAAAAUCUAAUAGAUAUGGCAUCUGACUAAGCCUAAAUGGAGACAUUGUAGGAAAAGGCAAGACCACUUGACCAUUGUUUUUUGUUCCGUGGUAUAGGAUCGUAUAGGAAGGAAGUUUGUGUUUAACAAUCCAAAGCAGGAUAUAAAGAGCCGAUAUUUAUUAAAAAUGUUGGCCGUUUUGUUUGUACAAGAUAGGGAAGUAAGCGAUUCCUUCUUCUUACUCCAUAUAUCAAUCUCAAAGAAGAGUUUUGCAAUUUUUAGGUCCUAAAAAUAUACAUGUUAAUGUGGAUAAACUGGGAAAGAACGAGCGUAUCGCGAAACAUUUUAUUUACAGAUUUACAGAGAAAAUGUCUGUUAUAUAGAUAAGUUUAAAGUCGCCAUAGUUUCAAAGUUAUAUGUUGCCUAAAGCGCAUGUAAAUCGAGCAAUAGUCUCCGGAUUGGGCAGGGCUUUGAAGAUGGGAAAAUGGCAUCCAGUUAAACUUCUUAUUUUUUACAUAUUAUGUAACUUGAACUUUAUCUCAGAAAGGAUACAGGAUGAUUUAUUCGGAUUGACUUGACGCAGAUGAUCUACAGCUGUCUGAGUCAAAUAUGAGUUUAUUGCUUUUUUUGUGUUCUGUUUUACCAAAGCAAAAUAAAUAUAUUUGAGUCUGGGAAAACUGAAGGGGUAUAUCGAUAACUUUUUUCUAUUUUUACUGACUGACAUACCAACACCAUAACCUAAGAAUUAGUCGGACCCGGUAUAACUGAGAUAAAUUGAAUAGCGCUUCAAACGUCCAUUGUGAAGGCGCGUCCGCGCAAGUUCCUACGCAGAGGCGCGCGGUUCGUUUCCGGAGCGAGUAUUUUGUUAGCAAUAAGUCUGCGUUCCCUCAUUUCCUUGUAAAUAAUAGACUGUAGUUCGGGUGGGAGUGUGACAAGAAACGAACAUUGCCGAAACUAACCGCCUACGAUAUCAGUCGAAAACUAAGACGUCGGCAACCCGCUCGAUUUUGUAAGAAAUUGACUGUAAAUAUGUGGUUACCCUUUGGUCGCUCUAGCGGCGAUGUUUUUUUUCCAAUGUUGUCGCUUUUUUUGCGUCUCGCGUCGAAACGACAUGGAGUUUGUGUACAAAAGUAACGUCGAUAGGAAACUAUAUUUACUAAAAUGCGCGCGCAGGCUGAUAAUAUAUUUGUAUAGUUCCCCCGUCUUCUUUCAGCGGUGCCUUCUUAUUGUAAAACUCCAUUCUUUCACCUGUAGAUAUUUUCGGUUUUUUAUCGUCGAAUGAGGUCCUCUAUAGGUAUCUACAAGUUAAAAUGUUUUGUUUUGGGCUUUUUCCAUCCCCCCCCCGUUCGGGUUCAUAUAUUCUUACCUCAAAGUCCCUUGCGUUUCUGGUACCAGGUAUAAUAGAAGGCCUUGUUCUAAACGACAAAUUAUGUGUAACAUCAAAUACAAAUUAAUUAAAUCAUUUAUGUAGA
Molecule: messenger RNA, 6289 nt
Organism: Cylas formicarius (sweet potato weevil)
Lineage: Eukaryota; Metazoa; Arthropoda; Insecta; Coleoptera; Brentidae
Product: protein nervous wreck
Exons: 16
Coding region: 608-3610 (1000 amino acids)
Biological process (GO): regulation of actin filament polymerization; neuromuscular synaptic transmission
Cellular component (GO): recycling endosome; neuromuscular junction
Molecular function (GO): protein binding
Source: RefSeq, a predicted model, not a curated record